This is a messenger RNA of Selaginella moellendorffii, 3824 nucleotides long. Its product is annotated as protein STICHEL-like 2. Gene Ontology annotation, molecular function: ATP hydrolysis activity; DNA binding; DNA-directed DNA polymerase activity. Gene Ontology annotation, cellular component: nucleus; DNA replication factor C complex; DNA polymerase III complex. The coding region runs from base 311 to 3592 and encodes 1093 amino acids. Gene Ontology annotation, biological process: DNA-templated DNA replication; DNA repair. The record is from RefSeq and is a predicted model, not a curated record. The transcript has 9 exons. NCBI's taxonomy places the organism in Eukaryota, Viridiplantae, Streptophyta, Lycopodiopsida, Selaginellales, Selaginellaceae.
GGCACGUUUGUACGGUGUUCUUGGCUCCCUCUCACCUCAGCUAGCGGCUUGAAUGCCGGCACACAGGCGCCAGCUCCAUCCCGAUGGCGCUGCCCUUGAUCGAGCGAUAUUACGAGAGGUUUUCAGGGACCGUCGGCGUUGCAAAUCCACAUUUCCGCGGAGCUGUGGAUUUCGCUAUCGCACUCGUGAAAUGUGAGUGAUCAAUGCCGUGCUUCUCGAAGGCGGGGUAGAUCGGUAGUUCUGGGACCCUGGCAGACAGGGGAAGUGAAUCUUCGUCGGGAUAGUGCAUAUAUUUCGGAGCGAGAGGAGCAUGGGAAACGAGUACCAUCAAUCGUAUCAGCAAGGCGCUGUACACAACUCCUCGAAGGCCAAGUCACAGUUUCAAAGGCAGCCGCAGCAGAGAGUGGGAGCUCCGGAUCCUCUACUCAGAGAGUUGUCCGCUCUAAGUCGGGCGCCAUCGCUGAGGGAUCCGUCUACGAGCUCCGUUUGGAAGUCGGGCUUGCCUCCUCAACAUAACAGCACCAACAAUAGGCUAGACAAGGAGCUCCCUGCUCGUCUUCGUGGACGAGAAGCCAAGCUUGCGAAAGCGGCAGCAAGUUUUCAAGGGGAAAGUGUGGAUCAAGAUGGCUACGGAGAGGAGGAGAUUGAGCAGGAUCAACUUAGAACGGAAUGGCAGGACAAAGUCGUCAACUGGAUAGAUGGUGGUCUUCGGGAAGGUGAGCGAAAGCAGGCGCUUCUUCGGAGCAUCAGCGAGAUACUGAAUCAAAAGAUGGAUGCUCCGGAUAGUAGCUCCAGCGCCAACACAAAGCUGCGGAAAAUUGGAUCCCUGGAGCACCAGAGGCCUCCGCAAAACUUGAGAAGGAACAGGCACCAGAAGGAAGGUGGCAGCAGAAGAGGCGGAAGAAUUGCGUGGAGGGAGCAAGAGGAGGAAGGGUAUGAACUGGAGAAAGCAUUGGCCGUGACAAGGCACGAAGCGGAUCCAGGCUACGAUUACGAGGAGUCCGACAGUUCUUCCGACGACGAAACAGACGGCUUAGUUUCUCACUUGCACUCUCCGUUACUUGCCAUGCAGAAAGAGCGGAGGGUGAGACGCCAUAGAAAGCUAGCGACGGGGGACCUCGGAUGUGCAAACUUUGGCUUUUCUAUGGGUUCCCAUCCAUACAAGAAGUUCCUGCCACGAAAGGGCCAUGAAGCCGAUGCUUACGACGGGACUGAAGGCAGUCACGGGUGCGGCCUCCCAUGGUCUUACUGGCCAAGGCACAAAGGAAAGAACCUCCUCGAAGUAGCCGGGAAAAGUCUCUCCUGCUAUCCGGACAUUCCAAGGAGGAAGAUCACGGGUCAAGAGAUGAUCCCGGCUCCUGGGAACAUACCGGUUUCUGCAAACACAGAUAGUGCUGCUGCUAUCUCGAACCUGUCACUUUUGGCUGGUAGUUUGGAGACGGAUUUGGACAGGCUCUCGAAUGGGAAAAGGCACAGGAGCUUGAGCCAGAAGUACCGUCCCAAGACCUUCAGGGAUAUAGUUGGACAGAACAUGUUGGUGCAAGCUCUUGGCAAUGCCGUGACCAGGGGGAGGAUAGCACCGGUAUAUUUGUUCCAUGGGCCUCGUGGAACUGGAAAGACUUCGGCUGCUAAAAUCUUGGCGGCGGCAUUGAACUGCGUCUCUGUGGAAGAUACUCGGCCCUGUGGAGUCUGCAGAGAGUGCUUGCUUCUCUGCCUGGGGAAAAGCGGAGACGUGAAAGAAGUGGACGUUGCAAGUCACGACUCAACAAGUCUAAUGAAGAAGCUGCUAAUGGACGCUGUGGUUGGGCCGUCAUCAGGUCGUUACAAAGUUUUCAUCAUUGACGAGUGCCACACACUCACAGCAGAGGGGUGGAACGUGUUUCUGAAAUGCCUCGAAGAACCCCCAGAGCACGCGGUUUUCAUUCUCACCACGACUGACACGGAGCAGUUGCCACAUCCGGCGUCAACAAGGUGUCAAAAGUUCCAUUUUCCCAAGAUCAAGGACUCGGACGUGGUGAGCAGGUUGCAGGCUCUCGCUGCAAAGGAAAGCUUGGAGGUGGAGAAAGAUGCGCUCGACCUCAUCGCGGCAAGGUCUGGUGGUUCGCUCAGGGAUGCUGAAACAACACUGGAUCAACUUAGUCUCGUGGGACAGAAGAUCACUCUAGAAGUGGUGCAAGAGCUUGUUGGGCUGGUGUCCAAUGCAAAGCUGGCGGAUUUGCUGGACAUGGCUCUUACUGGGGACACACUGAACACUGUCAAGUGCAUUAGAGAGUUCAUGGACGCAGGUGUUGAGCCACUAGCUCUCAUGUCCCAGAUCGCCACCCUGAUAACGGACAUCCUAGCAGGUGGAUACAUGCCAGCAAGCGACAAGGGAUUUUUUCAUAAGCACGCAUUGUCUAAAGAUCAGCUGGAGAAGCUGCGACAUGCUCUCAAAACGCUGUCGGAAUCUGAGAAGCAAAUACGAUCUUCUCAAGAUCAGACAACAUGGCUGACGGCCGCUUUACUACAGUUUGCUCCUGAUCCUCACUCUGGAUUUCCUGGGUCCUCUGGUAGAACAAGCAAUACACCCAGCAUAUUAGCAGCUAAUGACACGAGCGAGAAGGAGACAAUAGAGUGGGAACCUCCGCUAACAAAAGAGUCCUGGGAUGACGUAGAACAUCAGCACCAAGCUGUUCUCUCUGGACACCUGAAUUCCCUUCAGAUUGACGCAGAGAACAACUUAAAGCACCAAGCUGUUCUCUCUGGACACCUGAAUUCCCUUCAGGUUGACGCUGAGAACAACUUAAAUGGUCAGGACACCACAGCACAACAACCAUCGGCACUUGGAGAAGGUGACAGGGUUGCGCUCGAGCGUCAGCAAAAGCUACUGGACACUUGGAUACGGGUUCUGGAAGUCAGCCAGUCCAGCAUUCUCAAGCAGCUUCUUUGGAACCACAGUAGACUGUCGUCAAUAUCAAUUGAAGGAGGUCGUGCAGUAGCACAUUUGGAAUUUCUACAGGCUGACCACAGAACAAGCGCCGAGAGGUCAAAAACCAGCAUAUCUCACGCGUUUCAACUAGUUCUCGGCUUUCCGGUAGAGAUUCGCCUCCACCUCUCUGGAGACGAAGAUACCAAGUCCAAAAGCCACGAGCAGAAACUCUUGCCCGUUUCAGCGGAGUUCAAAGUUCCGGCCUCGCCUGCAAAGUCAUCCGUACCGCAAGCCGAGUAUCUCAACUCUCGGUCAUUUCCCGUCUUCAUCGGGAACGUCAAGCGCGAGGGCGACGAGUUCCCGAAAGGCUCGUGGGACUUUGAAGACUUUUCGCACAGAAAGUCUGGCAGCUCCGAGAACCACUCGGAGAACGAUGGCACCAAAGGUUGGGGACUGCGUCAACAAGGCAGACAAAUGCUCCAGAUUCAAGGCAGACGGUUCAAGCUUAAGACGGUGCGAAACUUUAGCACGGAUCUUUGCUCGGAAGCGGGGCAGCACGUCGAGUCCAAGAACCAGAAACCAAGUGCUCGGCAAAAGCAAGGUGCCAGUCUACUCUGCUGGAAGACAAACAAAGUGGAUGAAGACGACGAAGAAGAAGCAGAGCAAGAGGCCGCGCGACCAUAAGUUACGAGUAGGUAAGCAAAUGAAUAGUAUAAUAUCAAUGGUGUUAUUCGCCAGGAAAGUAUGAGCACGACUGUGUUUAUUUACUCGGAGAUGGCAACAAAACUAUUGAGAGAAGUAAGGUUAUAGAAACAUCGUAGACUAGGAACUAGAAGAUAGCUACGGACGUACGUUAGGCACUGUUUGUUUAGCAGGAACUCGAGAGAGACUAAUACAUAACGAUGAUGUUGCAGCG